CUGCCACCACCACAGCCGCAGCCGCGCAUCGUUACCUUCAAGACAUUGAAGGAUAACGGAGCGGAAGAGUUUCGAGGAGACAAGAUGGGGGAGCCCCAUAUUGCGUUAGAUGUUCCCUGAUGCAGAUCGCUCGGAGUUGGCGUCACAGAUGUUUCGGAAGGGAGCAUAUGAUUGGUGGAAGCGCAUUGACCAAGAUCCACACACGCCCAAGCCUUGGACCUGGGAUCGCUUUGAUCGAGCUUUCACGAAGGAGUACGUCCCCACCCGGUACCGCGAGGAGAGGCGCGAUGAGUUCGUUGCGCUUAAGCAGGAGGGGAUGUCAUUGCCUGAACUGAGACAGAAGUUCGACUACCUGUCCCAGUAUGCGACGAGUCUGGUCUCCACUCCGGAGGAUCGUUUGAAUGAGUUCGUCAAGAAGCUACGGCCGGACUUGAGGCCGUAUGCUGCGCUGAUCACGACGACAGAUUUUAAUGCGGCGUAUGAUUUGAUAGUGAGGAUGGAAAAGAGCUUGGAUGAUUUGCAGGCGACCAAUAAGGAGGAUCGAGCGACGAAAGACCCGCGACUCGCGGCCAGCGCCGGGCCGAGCGGGAAGAGUUUUGGAUUCGGGGGAAAGAGGUACGAGAAGGGAUCUUCGAGUGCGCCGCCGCCUAAGAGGAGUAAGUCGAAGCCAUCUCCGUCGGCCGCCGCUAGCAACGCGAUCAGAACGAAGAGCCACACGCAGUGUGUACAGUGUGGUAGGCAUCACCCGGGCGAGUGUUGGCUCGCCCAAGGCUUAUGUUUGGGUUGUGGUCAGCCAGGGCAUUUCAAGAGGCAUUGCCCGACAAACCCUAGCAGCGAGCCUGUUUUUCUUAUAGCUCCGGAUCAGCCUGCCGCAUCGCAUCCAGCACGGAGUCAGCAGUCUACAGCCGCAAAUAAUCAGCAGAGACCACAACCGCAGCAGACAGGCUGUGCACCAGCGCGUACCUAUGCCAUGCAAGGGUGCACAGAUUCUAAUCUCGAUGUUAUCUUGGGUACGUUCAUACUAUUUGAUUCGGUUAUGCAUGCCUUGAUCGAUCCGGGUUCCACGCUCUCCUAUAUCUGUGUUGACAUGCCUGCUAAUUCUGCGAUCGUGAGGAGUGACCUUGAGAUACCUACCGUCGUAUCGAAUCCGCUAGGACAUAGCAUGCGUCUUCAUCACAUUUAUCAUAGGUGUCCGUUGUCCGUGCAAGAGAAGCAAUUCCCUGCAGAUUUGAUAGAGCUACCACACAAGGAGUUUGACAUUAUCCUUGGUAUGGAUUGGCUCACCGAGUAUAGAGCAGUGGUCGACUGCAGUAGUCGGACCGUAUGGCUGAGAGCCGAUGACGGUAGCGACGUGUCACUCUCCGGGGAGGUGUUCCCCAAGGCUCCUGAGUUUAUAUCGUCCAUGAGCGCGAGGCGCUUGAUUCGCAAGAAGUGCGAGAUGUUCCUGUGUCACGUUCAGGAUAUGCGGAAAGAAUCACCACGUCAGCAGGACAUCCCUACAUUUUGCGACUUCCCCGACGUCUUUCCUGAAGACCUUCCUGGUUUGCCUCCGCCGAGAGAGGUAGAGUUCUCGAUCAAUCUCAUUCCGGAGUGCCCUCUGCCACUCCCUUACAGUGAUGAAGGAGAUUGCAGGAAGCUUAAAAAUGACAAGGACGAAGGAUGGAGAUUCUGCCCCAACUGGGUGCUCACUUCUGAAAGGGUUGAUGAAGAUCGAAAGGGUCCUGGAAAUAUGCUCCUUAUUGACUCUAUAAUGGAACAAGAACGGGAAGGUGCUCUAAAACACACUCCAGAUGCAGAACCUCUAAUUGACCAGGAUUGUCUGAAGAUACUCGAUCAAGUGAUUAGGGACAACCUUAACGUCUUCUGGAGAUCAGUAGCAAACAAAAGAUUUUUGCAAGUUCUUAAGAAGGGUGAGUUACUCAGUUACUCAGGGGAAGUUAUCAGGGUCACUAGAGAAGCAAUGAAGAGCUUCGAAUUCAUUGAUGCAGCAAUAAUUCAAGGAGCAAAGUAUCCGGUAUUCCUUGCUUAUGCAAAGGAGGAUAUGGAGCUCUUCCAUGGGGAACCUGGAGAUAUCCCGGGCACAGUAUGUGAUUUUUAUAAAAACUCCCCUUCAAUAUCCUUCACGACGGAGGAGGAAAGGAAGCUGGCCGGGAAAUUCGCACAGACACUGGUAGGAAGAUGCAUUAGCCGAGUCCACCUAUCUGAGGUUGAAGAUUUCUUAAGCAAGGGCAGAUUCAAGGAGUUCAAAUUACGAAGGCUUCAAUCCAAUGAACUUCUCUUCAUCUUUAAACAUGAAGAAGACUACCUUCGCUGGUUUUCAAGAAGGAGGUGGAAAAUUAAAGGAUGUAUCAUCCCUAUUUGCAAGGGGACGCCGGAGCAUGAACCCUCAGCAGACUCACCUCUCUUCCCUCUUUGGGUUGAGUUGAAGAACUUCCCCAUUCACCUCAAUGACCACAAAGCAAUCUUCUCAAUAGCUUCUGCUCUUGGGAAAUUAAUCAAGCUGGACUCCAACUCGGUCAUUGGAGUUAAACCCGACCAGAUUAGGGUCUGCGUUGAGAGAGACCUGUCCAUCCCCUUUCCUUCUCAUAUUCAUAUCAGGCUUGGAACUAAAGAUCUCUGGUUACCCUGCAGAUUUGAAAACCCUCCCCUAUACUGCCCAAUGUGUCACAGAUACAAACCAAUACACCAACAACAACAGGACAAAAGCAACAAGAGUAAAGGACUAGAGGGCAUAUCCAGGUUUUCAAACACUCACGUCCAAAAGGGUGAGCCCGCAACCAACCAUACGCCAAAACAGGUUCAUUGGGAAGACACGAUGCCUAUGGUGGAAGAUGUACCUGAAGAAGAUACCAAUUACCCCCCAACCAUGACAAGUGUACGCUCCCAAGGCAGGACCUGGUGUAGACUAGAUAGAGUAAUGAUUCACCUGGACCUUCUCAUCUUCUUUCAAGACGUGGAGCUUCAUCACCUUUCCAAAGCCAACUCUGAUCACAAUACUCCCAAGCCUUUCAGAUUUCUAAACACCUGGACCCUUCAUGAGAACUUCCUCCAUACUGUUAAGCUUUCUUGGGAAAAUUCCCCUACCACUAGACGUAUGAGAGGUCUCCUUCAGAAACUCAAAGCUGUGAAGCAAACCCUGAAGAAAUGGAAUAAAGAUACUUUUGGAAACAUUCACUCUAAACUCAAAGAAGCCGAAGCAAGGGCCAACCAAAGCCAAAAAGAAUUCAAGGACUUCCCAAAUGAGGAAAACAGAACUGCUGCUCAAAGGGACAAUUUUGCACUGAUCGUAGCGACGAACAUGGAGGUGGAAUAUUGGAGGCAAAAAGCUCAAAUCAGAUGGCUAGACAAGGGAGACUCUAACACCAAACUCUUCCAAGCCUUUGCAAAGGGAAAAAGAAAGAAGCUUCAAAUUUCUCACAUCAUUGAUGGGAAUGGCAAGGGACUCAAUAACAUGGAUGACAUCAAACAAGAAGCUAUCAGACACUUUCAGAACCAAUUCCAAGCUCCAGCAACUUCCAUUCCUAAUUUGGGCAAUAUUCUGCCCUUUAUCCCUCCUCUCAUCUCCAAUGAAGACAACCUAUUUCUUACUAAGCUCCCAGAUUUGGCUGAGGUAAAAGCAACCGUUUGGGACCUGGAUCCUGACAGCGCAAGUCACCCGGAUGGCUCUAAUGAACAAGGAGCUUUCCAGAAAGGUAAGUCCAUUGAUGACCAUAUUCUCCUUGCUCAAGAAGCCAUACAUGGACUAGACAGAAAGCAAUCUGCUAAUGGCAAACCUCCGGAGCUCCUUCAUUUCUUCCCCAUGACCGGAGGAGUUAAACAGGGCGUUCCCCUCUCUCCACUUCUUUUCAUUCUAGGGUUUGAAGCUUUCUACAGAUACCUAAACCACUCCAUGGAGAGCAACACUAUCAAGUGUUUCAACUUGGGAAGUGUUAGGAUGCCCAGCCAUCUCAUUUACGCAUAUGACUUGAUGAUCUUUACAAAAGGGGACAUCCUCAACCUUCUUAAACUUAACCAAAUUCUUAAAGUUUUUAUGCAGGCUUCAGGGCAGCAGAUAAACUUUUCAAAAAGCAGAUUCUACACUCCAAAAUCCACCACUGCAGAUCAACAACUCAAGAUGGAAAAAGCCCUGUCCAUGAAGUGUGGAAGCCUCCCCUUUACCUACUUGGGAGCCACCUUACGUAGAGGCAAUUCCCUUAUGGCUAAUUUCCUUUGGGGCCAAAGGAAUGGCGGGGCUAAAUACCCCUGGAGGAACUGGAACUUUACAUGCCAAAACAAGAGUGUUAGAGGCCUCGAGAUUAGGAGCCUCUUACAAAUUGAAACAACAUACUCUCUCAAAAUCUGGUGGAAAGCUCAGCAUGAUCAAAGUCCUUUGGCUAUACUGGUUCGAGCAAAAUACAUGAAGGAUGGGUGCAUCAAAGAACCUCUCCCAGAUUCCCCAACUUGGAAACGAAUAUGUAGAAUUCACUCUCUGGGCAUUUCUCACGCACAAAGGAACAACGGGCAGGCCCUCUGGAAUAACGGUCAGUUCUCUCUCAAGCAAGCGUAUAGAGCCACUGAGGAUCAUCUACCUGCACUUCUCUCAACCAAAUUUAUCUGGAACAAAGCGCAAAUCCCAAAGCUUCGUUUUUUCCAAUGGAAGAUCUUCAAUAACUCCCUUCCUUUCCCUACAAACCUUCGAAGAUUCCACCUUGCACUUCCUAGUCGCUGCAGUUUUUGCUUUAACUCUGAAGAAGACUUGGAUCACUGCCUCCUCAACUGCAAAGAGAGCAAAACUAUUUGGAACUAUUCCGCAGGCAUGGUGGAUGCUCCCAUGCUCACGUCAAACCUCUUACUUCGCCAACAUGCAAUCUCAUGGUGGGUCCGGCAAAGACAACUCCGGCUGUGGAUGAUGGACGAUACAACAGUGGCAUGGCUCUACACGGUGCAGAAUUUAGAAGCUGGAAUCCUGGAAAAGCUUGGCCGCCAUCUACGAACAAGGAAGAACAAAUCAAGGGGAGUACUUUGUUUAUUUUACUUCAUUUCACACAUCCCAAACCUCCUCACUGUUGAUGACAACAGUCUGCUUACCCAACUCCCUAAUGAGAAAGAAGUCAAAGAUGCCAUGUGGAAUCUAUACCCCCAAAGUGCUGCAGGCCCUGAUGGAUUCACUGGAGAAUUCUACAAAAGUUUCUGGGAUAUUAUCAAGAAAGAUGUGGGUGGCUUUGUCAAAGGAAGGCGGAUCCAUGACCAAAUUCUGAUUACCGAGGAGAUCAUCCAGAACUUGGACUACAAGACAAGGGGAGGCAAUAUUGCCAUUAAGCUGGACAUGUCCAAAGCCGGUCGCCGCCGUACAAUUGGAGCAGCCGCCGGCGUCGCCGCUCAUCGCCGCCGCCAGUCGCUGCCCAGCGUCGCCCUUCCCCAGCCUCGCCGCAGCCAAUCGUCGCUGCCCGGCGUAGCGCAAGCCAGAGUCGCCGCCGCUAGUCGCCUUCCCCAGUCGGUCGUCGCCGUCCAGUUGGAGCCGCCGUCGCCUUCCCCAGCCUCGCCGCCAUCAUCGCCGACUGGUGCAGCGCCGCCGUGAGCCAGCCGCCGAUCGUCGCCGUCCAACUGAAGCAGCCAGCCGCCGGUGUCGCCGCUCAUCGCCGCCGUCGAUUGCAGCGCCGCCGCUGCCUCGCCUUCGCCUUCGCCCUUUGUACAGCGGCCAUCCGCCGCCGUCGAGUGCAGCGCCGCCGUCGAGUGCAGCGCCGCCAGUCGCUGCUCACCGCCGUCGAGCUGCCGCUCCGCCACUGUCGCCGGCGUCCGUCACCGUCGCCGCAUCCGGCCGCUGCCCCGAGUUGAUAUCGCCGGCAGAUUAACCUCCACGCCGGAUUGAUUGGUCGAUUUUGUAUUUUGACUCGAUUUGACCCGUUCGGUUGAUUUCGUUGAUUUGUCUUCCGUUCGAGCUAUCAAUUCGAUUUCGACGUAAUCCAGGUCCGUACUAUGAAGUUAAUA
Cuscuta campestris is the source of this 5967-nucleotide messenger RNA. The record is from the annotation of a GenBank genome assembly. Lineage: Eukaryota; Viridiplantae; Streptophyta; Magnoliopsida; Solanales; Convolvulaceae.